Messenger RNA from Macrosiphum euphorbiae (potato aphid), 783 nucleotides. NCBI's taxonomy places the organism in Eukaryota, Metazoa, Arthropoda, Insecta, Hemiptera, Aphididae. The record is from the annotation of a GenBank genome assembly.
AUGAGUAAAAUGAAUAGUGGGUAUUUAAUUGAGAAACUGAGGGAGAUUUUUGGACGUUUUGGCUUACCAAAUAAAAUCAUUUCUGAUAAUGGUCCACAAUUUCGUUCUAGUGAAUUCAUAGAAUUUUGUAAACAAAAUGGAAUUGUAUUUUAUACAUCACCACCUUUUCAUCCUGCUACAAAUGGUGCAGCUGAAAACGCAGUUAAAUCUCUUAAAAGAGGAAUAUACAAGGCAUUAAAAGAUAAAAUUAAUAAAGGUGUGACUGUGAGUACAUUAAUAAACAGAUAUUUAUUCAUGUAUAGAAACUCACCACAUUGGACAACAAAUGAAUGUCCGGCAAAAUUAAUGUUUGGGCGAAAGUUAAAAACUCGUUUAGAUUUUCUAAGACAUUCAAAGAUAAAGAAAAAUACUGAGAGUUAUAAAAAUAAAACUAUUAGAAAUGAAGUUUUCAAGGAAGGAGAUGUAGUCUAUGCGAGAGAUUUUUCUAAUCCAAAUAAAAAAAAUUGGGAAAAGGCAGUGAUAGAAGAAUUGGAAGAAUUUAGUAAGUAUGAUGACUAUAUAAAAAACUAUGAAAAAGAGUUUUUAGAGGAAGUUAAAGAAAAAGAGAAAGAGAUAAAAACACAGGAGUUAGAAAUUAAAAAAGCUAGUGAAAAAGUUGAUGAAAAAGAGAAACAGAAUAUUACAGAUGUUAAUGUUAAUGAUAAAUUUAGUUUACCUGAAGUUAAACAAAAUAACGUUAGGCCUGUUAGAAACAAGAAGUCACCUAAACGUUUAGAUUUAUAA